AUGGAGAAAUGGAAACAUAUUCCAUUAACAAAGGAAGAAGAUGAGGUUAGGCGGUGGUGGAUGAAGUUAGAGAAGAGUUCAUCUGCUUCAGGCUCUAGGAGUAGGCUGGCUCGGGUAUCUUCUUCCCGCCAGCGAGAGGAGGAGGAUGAGGAUGAGGAGGAGGAGGAGGUCAUACCGGAUGUUGACCCUCCAGUCGGGGAGGAGGAGGAGCAGGAGGAGCAGGAGGUGGAUAGCUUUCCGGGAGGGCCUUUUGACACUUCCCUGCUGAUUCACUACCAGGAUCACGUCGCUCGGCGGAUCUGGGAGGGAGAGGAGAGAGAGCCAUUGAAAAUGGUGAACCACUCCAGGAAGAUUUUCGGUCUGUUUAAACCAGCAGCUCAGUGGUUUAACGACCACGUGCGAGGUUCAGGACUUAGCGGAGUCCGUAUAGUGUCAAAUAACAGUGUCAGUACAAACAACAAAAAUGAGUUAUUUAACAACAAAUUCCAAUCUCUUUUGAAACUUAGUAUUGCCAUUGCCAGGCCCAAUGCUGGUUUCUAA
Vicia villosa (hairy vetch) is the source of this 540-nucleotide messenger RNA. RefSeq lists its product as uncharacterized. NCBI's taxonomy places the organism in Eukaryota, Viridiplantae, Streptophyta, Magnoliopsida, Fabales, Fabaceae. The coding region runs from base 1 to 540 and encodes 179 amino acids. The record is from RefSeq and is a predicted model, not a curated record. The transcript is spliced from 4 exons.